GGCUCGGAUGCUCACCUGGACUCCUUCGCGAGACGUGUAUCUCCCACCCCCCCUCACCCCACCCCAGCUGCGCGAUCGUCCCCCCGUCCGUCGGCGUGGACGCGCCAUGACGUCACGGUGCCAGGUAAACGCUGAAGGAAGGUUCGGCUGGUGAGGACUUAGACGAGGAAGGAGGAAUCACUCCGCGGUCGCGCACCUUUCGUGCUGGGGAUGCUGAGGAUGAGGAGGAUGAUGGUGAUGAUGAUGGAGGAAGGGUGGCUGCUGAUGCUGGCGCUGCUCGCCAUUGCGAGAGGCAGCCUGGGGGCCGACACGGAGGAGCGUUUGGUGGAACAUCUCCUAAAUCCUGCACACUACAACAAACUGAUCCGUCCUGCCACAAAUGGCUCGGAGCUGGUAACUGUGCAGCUGAUGGUGUCGCUGGCCCAACUCAUCAGUGUGCAUGAACGAGAGCAGGUGAUGACCACAAAUGUCUGGCUGACACAGGAGUGGCAGGACUAUCGCCUGACUUGGGUCCCGGAGGAGUUUGACGGCAUGCUGAAGGUCAGGCUGCCUUCCAAACACAUCUGGCUGCCCGACGUGGUGCUCUACAACAACGCCGACGGCGUGUACGAGGUGUCGUUCUACUCCAACGCGGUGGUGUCGUACGACGGCAGCAUCUUCUGGUUGCCACCGGCCAUCUACAAGUCGGCCUGCAAGAUAGAGGUCAAGCAUUUCCCCUUUGACCAGCAGAACUGCACCCUGCGCUUCCGCUCGUGGACCUACGACCGCACCGAGAUCGACCUGGUUCUCCGCGCCGACGUCGCCAGCAUGGACGACUUCACGCCCAGCGGCGAGUGGGACAUCAUCGCCCUGCCGGGGCGGCGGAACGAGAACCCGGCGGACCCCGCCUACGUGGACAUCACGUACGACUUCAUCAUACGCCGCAAGCCCCUUUUUUACACCAUCAACCUCAUCAUCCCCUGCGUGCUCAUCACCUCCUUGGCCAUCCUGGUCUUCUACCUGCCGUCGGACUGCGGCGAGAAGAUGACGCUUUGCAUCUCCGUGCUUCUGGCGCUCACCGUCUUCCUGCUGCUUAUCUCCAAAAUUGUCCCGCCCACCUCCCUGGACGUCCCCCUGGUGGGGAAGUACCUGAUGUUCACCAUGGUCCUGGUCACCUUCUCCAUCGUCACCAGCGUGUGCGUGCUCAACGUGCACCACCGCUCACCCACCACGCACACCAUGCCGCCGUGGGUCAAGGUGGUCUUCCUCAACAAGCUGCCCGCCUUGCUCUUCAUGCGCCAGCCGAGGAACAGCUGCGAGCGACAGCGGCUGCGCCAACGGCGGAGAGCCCAGGAGCAGAAGGAGGGCGGGCGCGGGGGCGAGGCGGGGGCCCUCAUGGUGGGGCUCGGGUUGGGGGGUAGCAACAGCGCGGGGGGCGGAGCCUCAUCGGCGGCAGUGUUCAACAAGGAGGACAGUGACCCUUGUACCUGCUAUGUGAACAGAGCGUCCGUCAAACAGUUCGGAGGGGACCUGGGUGCGAAGGGGGGGUCCCUGGACGGUCUGAACAGGGUGAGAGAGAGUCGGGAGGGGGGCUCUGGGAACCCCCCGAGAGGGAAGCAAGCAGCAGGGGGUCAGGCUCUCACGCAGGCUAUCCUGGCUCAAGCCUGUCCCGGCUUCGAUGAGGCGGUAGAAGGAGUGCGCUUCAUCGCCAACCACAUGAAGGGUGAAGACGAUGACCAGAGUGUGAGCGAGGACUGGAAGUACGUCGCCAUGGUGAUCGACCGCCUCUUCCUGUGGAUCUUCGUGUUCGUGUGCGUGUCCGGCACUUUGGGCAUGUUCAUGCAGCCGCUCUUCCAGAAUUACACAGCCAAGAGCAUCCACAUGCCCGGAUGAGCGGCGCCUCACGCGCAUACACACACACCUACACGCACACACAUGGCGAGCACGCUGACGGGACAGCGCCCCGACCCGCCCCCUCCACCCUUUGAGUCAGAGGUGCGAGAGGGGGCUUUUAUUUGCUCAAAAAGGGACAGGAUGUGAACGCCAACUUUCCAGAAACUUUUUUUUGUCAGGUGGUACUCUUACCUUUGCCGACCCCCCGACCCCCCGCUCGCUCUUCCUGCAUCAUAACCCCCCCCCCCCCUCCCGCCCCCAUUAGGGAGAAAAGCUGGAAAAUGUAAUUCCAUUGGUGAAUGAAUCCACCAUGAAGUGACCAGCAAACGCGGUACCUUCUGUCUAUAUUUCAGAAUAAAAGCACGACAGAUUGUUGUUGAGUCUAAGAAUGUUAGCAGGAAGUUUAAAAAAAAAGAAAACCUUCCAACCUCAGGACCACACCUCAUGAUGAUGAUGAUGCACACGAAGAUGAAGCUCAAAAAUAAUAUAGAAGUUAUUUAGUUAAGUUGUCAUCGUUGCUGUCAAAUUUCUGUUGCCAUCUUUCUUUCCUUGCCAUGUCUCCUAACUCCUCCACUUGUCUCUUUCUUGUCUUCCUUUUCCUGCAACACAUAUUUUCCUCCUUUCCUUCCAAACCAGGGGUGUCCAAACUUGUUUUUAAGGAGGGUGUUACGGUUGUACAGGGGAAGAAGACGGCACAGAAAGGAGGGACGUCAUUUUAGCUCUCUGUUUAUUUACAUAUUUGGACAAUGUAUAUAAAUAGGAAAUAAUAAUAAUAAUAAUAAACAAGGGAAUGGAGUGGGACUAAUCCAAAAGUGUAUGGUGUGCAACUAUGUGUAGGAAUUAAAUGAGGAGUGUUACCCGUAGUGUUGAGCGAGAGGCGGAAGUCCAAGAGGGGCAAGGCUGGCUCGGGGGUCCGUGAGCAGUUGUGAGAUCGAAAGGAAGGGGUACAGGCGGAAGGUCGAGAUCCAAGAGGCAGCCAGGGAAGCAGAGGGAAUACGGGUAGACGAGACACACAGCUCGUGACGCGGGCACGGAGGUACGCUGCUGGAAGGCGACAAGGGGGACAUGAGACAAAUGAACACAACAGGGGAGAAACACAGAGAAAGAGAAAGAGUGCAUAGAACUUGCUAGGUUCAGCUUACUGUACAGGACAGGUCGCUACGUUCUGGCCCAGAAUAGCAGGUUGCGCUGGCUUAAGAAGGCAGCUCUUCUCAUCAGUGACAGGUGUGUUGAUUGCUGAUGAUUGAAUGCAGCUGCUUGCUGCAGCCGGCGUGGAGCUCCUGGAAGUGCGCCCAGCGCAGCGCACAGAUGAAUGUGCAAUGCAAAUCAAAGCAUGCGGGGGCCAUUUUGAUAUUUUUCACUUUCAAAACCAAUAUGUAGAUUUUUUUAUAAGCUUUAGGGCUCCCCUUAACAAUUUCUCUUGUGAAUCAUUAAAGUUUGCCUCAGUCUUAGUGUUGAAAAUAAUUCAUAUAUGUAUUUUCUUUUUAUUGAUUUAAUGCUUAAAUCUCUAGAUCAGGUGUAUGUUUUGCAAUGUUGUAUGCCCUUUUUGUCAAAACCCUGUUUUUUUUAUGGCAAAAACACAAACUAUGCAAUAUUUCCCGGUAAAAAUAAUUUCCAAGUGGAAUAUUUAAUGUCAUGUAAGCGGAGCCUUGAAUAGGUCAAUGAAUUAUAACAACAUUGAUUAUUAUUAUUAAUUCAUUAUUAAUUUUUUUUAAUCAAUGACAGUAUCUACAAAAAAAAAGUCCCACUAGAAUUAUCGGGGAUCCAAAAAAACGACCCACUCAUAAAAGUGUUAAAUAUGAUAUUUUUUUUAGAAUUUUUUAAAAUGUUUUUGUUUGUUGUAUGCCCUUUUUGUCAAAGAAAGACAUAUUUUAGACUUAAAAUAUGCAAUGUUUUAAGUGGAAUUUUUUAUGUCAAGUAAUUGGAGCCUUGAAUAGGUCAAUAAAUAUUUUUUGAUCAAUGACAGUAUUUACAAAAAAAAAGGCCCACUAAAAUUUGAGGUGUUUCCAAAAAACGGCCCACUCAUAAAAGUGUUAAAAAUUAUCAUUUUUUUAUUAUUUUUUUCAUGUUUUUGUUUGUUGUAUGCCCUUUUUGUCAAAGAAAAAAAUGUUUUAGACUUACAAUAUGCAAUAUUUUAAGUGGAAUUUUUGAUGUCAAGUAGUUGGAGCCUUGAAUAGAUCAAUACAUAUUUUUUGAUCAAUGUCAGUAUUUACAAAAAAAAAAGUCCCACUAAAAUUCUCAUAAAAGUGUUAAAAAUUAUCAUUUUUAAUAUUUUUUUUCAUGUUUUUGUUUGUUGCAUGCCCUUUUUGUAAAAAAAGAAAAAAAUGUUUUAGACUUAAAAUAUGCAAUAUUUUAUGUAUAUUUUUUUAUGUCAAGUAAUUGGAGCCUUGAAUAGGUCAAUAAAUAUUUUUUGAUCAAUGUCAGUAUUUACAAAAAAAAAGUCCCAUUAACAUUCGAGGUGAUUCCAAAAAACAACCCACUCAUUAUUAUAAUUUUUUAUUAUUUUUUCAUGUUUUUUGUUUGUUGCAGCCCUUUUUGUCAAAGAAAAAAUGUUUUAAACUUAAAAUAUUUUAAGUGGAAUUUUUAAUGUGAUGAAAUUGGAGCCUUGAAUAGGUCAAUAAUUCAUAACAUUGUAUUUGAUUCAUUAUUAUUUUUCGAACAUCCAUCCAUUCGUCCAUUUUUUACCGCUUGUCCCUUUUGGGGUCGCGGGGGGUGCUGGAGCCUAUCUCAGCUGCAUUCGGGCGGAAGGCGGCGUACACCCUGGACAAGUCACCACCUCAUUGCAGGGCCAACACAGAUAGACAGACAACAUUCACACACUAGGGCCAAUUUAGUGUUGCCAAUCAACCUAUCCCCAGGUGCAUGUCUUUGGAGGUGGGAGGAAGCCGGAGUACCCGGAGGGAACCCACGCAGUCAUGAGGGAGAACAUGCAAACUAAAUCAUAAGGUUCAUGCAUUUUGGCAUGGGAGACGAGCGUGCUAGCUACCGAGCUAAAACCCUGUUUUUCGAACAAUGACAGCUUAAGAAAACGGCAGCUUUGAGUUAACAUUGCAACUUUUUUUGAUACAUUUCACUUGGUUGCUCCUCUAGUCCACAUUUUAUGGGUUUUUUUGUUUAGUUUUUUUUAAUGCAGUAGUGCAGUGUUUUUCAACCUUUUUUUGAGCCAAGGCACAUUUUUUGCGUAGAAAAAUCAGCAGAAAUCGUUAAAAAACGAAACUCAGUGACAGUAAAAAGUCAUUGUCGCAAUUGUUGGAUAUGACUUUAAAGCAUAACCAAGCAUGCAUCACUAUAGCUCUUGUCUCAAAGUAGGUGUAUUGUCACCACCUGUCACAUCACCCCCUGACUUAUUUGGCGUUUGUUGCUGUUUUCCUGUGUGUAGUCUUUUACUUCUUGUCUUGCGCUCCUAUUUUUGUGGCUUUUUCUUUUUUUUUGGUAUUUUCCUGUAGCCGUUUCAUGUCUUCCUUUGAGCGAUAUUUCCCGCAGCUACUUUGUUUUAGCAAUCAAGAAUAUUUCAGCUGUUUUUAUCUUUCUUUGUGGGGACAUUGUUGAUUGUCAUGUUCGGAUGUCCUUUGUAUGUCCACAGUAAGUCUUUGCUGUCGUCCAGCAUUUUGUUUUUGUUUACUUUGUAGCCAGUUCAGUUUUAGUUUCCUUCUGCAUAGCCUUCCCUAAGCUUCAAUGCCUUUUCUUAGGGGCGCUCAAAUGUUGUUUAUUUUCGGUUUGAGCAUCAGACACCUUUUUUACCUGCACACUGCCUCCCGCUGUUUCUGACAUCUACAAAGCAAUUAGCUACUGGCUGCCACCUAUUGAUCUGGAAGAGUAUUACACGGUUACUCUGCCGAGCUCUAGACAGCACCGACACCCAACAACAACACAUCAUUUGCAGACUGUAAUUACUAAUAUUUUUUAACCCAAAUAGGUGAAAUUAGAUAAUCUCCCACGGUGGUUGAAAAACACUGAAGUAGUGGACCGUGGACCGUAAAAAAUUUAGUGGGACACUUUGGACACCUGUGAUGUAUACAUUACCUUUUGUUUUCCUCCUUUCUUAUCUUUCCUUGCCUAUUUUUCUCCUCUGUUGUCUCAUUUCCUCAUCUACCUUACAUUUCCUUUACUCCUCGCCUCCUUAUUUCCUUCCCUUAGUUGCCUCAGUCUCCUUGUUUUCCUCUCCCAGCUUUUUUUCCCCUUCUCUGUCCUUCCUGUGCAUAUACAGUCGGAAACAUACGCUCCCUGCCACCAUCUUUCCUAUCCUCUCCUCUGGAAGAAACAUUUCAUCCACACUGCUCACACGCCCUGCCACAGACCAGCUAAAGGCUUUUUUCGGGCUCACGCUGUCGGGGGGGAAGGGAGCGCGGCUGAAUGAAUUUUUCAAUAAAGAAAGAGGAGAUGUGGACUAUGAGUCACCAGCAUCAGCAGGAAAGAGGAUGCAUACUGUAGGGUUAUGAUACACCGUGAUCAAUGAUAUCAUGCGGACCUCCAGCAAGAGCACAAGUCCGCUGUUGCUUAUUUUUACACUCACAGGAACUCUGAAGAGUCGGACAAUUUUCAGUCGGUCCCUAAAAUGUGUCUCUUUGACCCUCUGACCUAUCCACUCUCUGUCUUUGUCGUCUCACUGAUGCAAACAUGACACCCCCUCCCUCCCCCCCAACUGUGGCAGUCCAAUAAAGGUUGUAGGUUGAGCAGGGAUGUGUUUGUGUCAUGGACGCAUGCAAACUCACACCACACCACCUCUUCAAGUGAACUCGCUUUGGUGCUUCGCCGUUUAACCCUUAAAUGCACUCAAUGACCCCAUAGGUUGUUAUUCUUCAAAAUCUUAGAAACGAAA
This is a messenger RNA of Entelurus aequoreus (snake pipefish), 6691 nucleotides long. It is a transcript of the gene chrnb2, whose product is annotated as cholinergic receptor, nicotinic, beta 2. NCBI's taxonomy places the organism in Eukaryota, Metazoa, Chordata, Actinopteri, Syngnathiformes, Syngnathidae. Gene Ontology annotation, cellular component: postsynaptic membrane; neuron projection; synapse. The coding region runs from base 211 to 1872 and encodes 553 amino acids. The transcript has 6 exons. The record is from RefSeq and is a predicted model, not a curated record. Gene Ontology annotation, molecular function: transmembrane signaling receptor activity; acetylcholine-gated monoatomic cation-selective channel activity. Gene Ontology annotation, biological process: signal transduction; regulation of membrane potential; nervous system process.